AUGGCACACAAGAGCAUUGAGAUGGGUCUUGUCCUGGCGGUCCUAGUGACCAUGCUCUUUGCAGAAGCUGCGGCCCAGUCAUCGAGUUGCACAAAUGUGAUAAUCAGCAUGUCACCCUGCCUCAACUACAUUACCGGGAACUCCUCCACGCCGUCUUCGGGAUGUUGCACACAGCUCGCCACCGUGGUUCGCUCAGAACCGCAGUGCUUGUGUCAGGUACUCACCGGCAGCAGCUCAUCCUUGGGGAUUAAUAUCAACCAGACCCAGGCUCUUGCCCUUCCUGGUGCUUGCAAUGUUCAGACUCCGCCCAUCAGCCGCUGCAAUGCUGCUGCUUCUCCAGCCGACUCUCCUGCAGGAACACCGGAAUCUACCGGUUCAGGGCCUUCAGGAACUGGAUCAAAAACAGUACCAACAACAAUCGACUCCUCCGAUGGAACUUCGAUCAGCUUGAUAAUUCCUCUCCAGUUCUUCCUUCUGUUCAUUGCAACUUUUGCACCAACCUUCACUAGAUGCUGAGUUCUUACAAUUACCUAGUUAUUUUUAUCGUAUUACUUCUUUUAUUUGAUGACCUUUCAUGGGGUUGAUAUGAUUUUGUAUAACUGAAGAGAGAUCUUGCUCUCUUUCCCUUUCAAUAAAAGAUGAUUCCAGUUUUGUGUUCA
Cornus florida is the source of this 659-nucleotide messenger RNA. RefSeq names its product non-specific lipid transfer protein GPI-anchored 5-like. Bases 1 to 516 code for a protein of 171 amino acids. The transcript is spliced from 3 exons. NCBI's taxonomy places the organism in Eukaryota, Viridiplantae, Streptophyta, Magnoliopsida, Cornales, Cornaceae. Gene Ontology annotation, molecular function: lipid binding. Gene Ontology annotation, biological process: lipid transport. The record is from RefSeq and is a predicted model, not a curated record.